AUGAACGCACUUUUAGAUACUCAUUUGAAAGCACAUGAUAGAAAAGAUCCUAUUUUGGCAAAGUCUAAAGGCCAGUUUAAGAAGCUAGAAAGCGAUAAACUUGAAGUCAAGGCUAAAAAGCUUCUUUUGGCAAAGAAGAAGAAGCUAUUAAAUAAAAAUCGAAAGAAAGAUUUAAUACCAUCAGGAGAAGAUGGAGAGGCAGCCAAAGAAGCAUUAACUAAGGAGAGAAAGCUGAGAAAAGUGGCCCAAAGAGGUGUGAUUAAGUUGUUUAAUGCAAUUUUGGUUUCACAGACACAAUCCGAAGCUACUUCCAGGGCUUUGAACAAUAGCAGGGGAUAUGUUAGUAGUAGUAAGAAGCAAGAAGCUGUUGCUGAAGUCUCUAAAGAGAGGUUUUUAGAUAUGGUUCAAGCCGCGGGUAAGAAAUAA
Brettanomyces nanus is the source of this 426-nucleotide messenger RNA. RefSeq lists its product as uncharacterized. Gene Ontology annotation, cellular component: preribosome, large subunit precursor. The transcript has a single exon. The coding region runs from base 1 to 426 and encodes 141 amino acids. The record is from RefSeq and is a predicted model, not a curated record. Lineage: Eukaryota; Fungi; Ascomycota; Pichiomycetes; Pichiales; Pichiaceae. Gene Ontology annotation, biological process: maturation of 5.8S rRNA; maturation of LSU-rRNA.